This is a messenger RNA of Ricinus communis (castor bean), 2463 nucleotides long. RefSeq names its product probable arabinosyltransferase ARAD1. Bases 740 to 2242 code for a protein of 500 amino acids. NCBI's taxonomy places the organism in Eukaryota, Viridiplantae, Streptophyta, Magnoliopsida, Malpighiales, Euphorbiaceae. The record is from RefSeq and is a predicted model, not a curated record. The transcript has 2 exons. Gene Ontology annotation, molecular function: glycosyltransferase activity.
GUGAGAGAAAGGUAGAGAGUCCGGUUCUACAGAUGGACCCUAUUCCAACGCUAACUCAAUUUUUGCACUCUAGAGAGAGAAACUAGUAGAGAGAGAGAGAAAAUUUGAGUGUUCAAACGAGCACCAAACCAACGCCAUCUUUAGUGUUCUAUGCAUUCAUUGUUUUCUCUCUACGGUUCGAUUCUUUACAUUGUAAAGUUUUGAUUUUUUUGACUGAACCAAGAACUAGAAAUAAAGACACCCAUUUUUUCCUCUUCAAUUUAAUUUCCUCUUUCACUAAUCUUUCUUUGGUUUUUAGUCAUUCUUUCUAUAUUGGGUUUCUUUCUUUCUUUUUUUCUUCUUUUCUUUUUCCCUGGUGGGCUGGUGAGAUUGGGUUAUCUCUUGGGGUUUGCUUGUGUUGUUGCAUUGGUGUUCUUAUUGAAGGCUUGAUUUUUGUUUCCCCUCAUUCUUGGCAAUGUGGAGAGGGAAGAGGUGAUGGUAGAACUUCUGGGUUUUGGUUUAUAGGUUGUGUCAUGAACUUGAUUCUCCAUCAGGGUGAUUACUUUUCUUGCAAUAUUUUUGGACAAUGCCAUUGCCACCGAUGAUUAUUACUUUUACCCACGUGAGAUUUUCUUCACAUUUUUGUUGCUUGUGAUCUCUGGUAAAUUGAUGCUCGUAGUUUCUCCUCUUAGGGUGUGUUUUUGGUCAGUAUGAUGUUUGUUAGGAGACAUUGCUGAUUUUAUGUGGGAUUAGUAUAGCAAUGGCUGAGAAACAUAGUUCAUCACUUGUGGUUAUUUCUAGGAAAUCUUUGUUUGGUUUGUUCUCAUUUGUAUUAGUCUUGUUCAUAUUAUCUUGGUUCUUUGUGUUACGCUCCACUGGCCGCCCUAACUUCAUUGAUGGUAGUUUGAUAAAUAAUCCACUUUAUUCCAUAAUUGACAAUGGUAGUGAUGCACCCUCAAUUGGAAGCAGAGCUACCCUAGCGGAUAGCAGAGGAGAAGGACAAGAAGAAGCAGAAGAAACGCCCCAGGAGAAAGUUGAUGUGAAAGAUGUCAAAUGCAAUACCCCUCUUGAGAAUAGAAAAGAACCCCUUAAGGUUUUUAUGUAUGAUUUGCCACCUGAGUUUCAUUUUGAACUCUUAGAUUGGAAAGCACAAGGGGAUAGUGUUUGGCCUGAUCUUAGAACUAAAAUACCUGGAUAUCCUGGUGGGUUAAACCUGCAACAUAGUAUUGAAUAUUGGCUUACAUUGGAUCUUCUUGCUUCAGAAAUUUCUGGUAUUCCUAGAGCUGGUAGUGCUAUUAGAGUCCGGAAUUCUAGUGAAGCUGAUGUUAUAUUUGUACCAUUCUUUUCUUCAUUAAGCUAUAACCGAUAUUCUAAGGUAAACCCACAUCAAAAAAGAAGCAAGAACAAACUGUUGCAAGAGAAGCUGGUGAGAUACGUGACAUCACAAAUGGAAUGGAAGAGAUCACAGGGGCAAGACCAUAUCAUUUUGGCUCACCAUCCCAAUAGCAUGUUAGAUGCAAGGAUGAAGCUAUGGCCAGCAUUAUUCAUACUGGCAGACUUUGGGAGGUAUCCUCCCAAUAUAGCAAAUGUUGACAAAGAUUUAAUUGCACCUUACAAACAUGUAAUCAGAAGCUAUGCGGAUGACUCAUCUACCUUUGAUAGCCGUCCUACUUUACUAUACUUUCAGGGAGCCAUAUACAGGAAAGAUGGUGGCUUUGCUCGGCAAGAACUAUUUUACCUUCUAAAAGAUGAAAAAGAUGUGCAUUUUCAAUUUGGGAGUGUUCAGAAGGAUGGAAUCAACAAAGCUUCUCAGGGAAUGCACGCCUCCAAAUUUUGCCUCAAUAUUGCAGGUGACACUCCCUCGUCCAACCGGCUAUUUGAUGCAAUUGCCAGCCAUUGUGUUCCUGUCAUCAUCAGUGAUGACAUUGAGCUCCCUUAUGAGGACGUCCUCGACUACUCCCAAUUCUGCAUAUUCGUUCGCACAUCAGAUGCUAUCAAAGAAAAAUUCCUCAUAAAUUUAAUCAGGGGUAUUGGGAAGGAUGAAUGGACUCAAAUGUGGCAGAAACUGAAAGAGGUAGAACGGUUCUUUGAGUUUCAAUAUCCUUCAAAGGAAGGGGAUGCUGUUCAAAUGAUAUGGCAGGCAGUGGCUAGAAAGGUCCCUGCAAUCAGAAUGAAGAUAAACAAGUCGAUGAGAUUCUCUCGGUCUUUUGGCCACAACAUCAGAGAGUUAAGAGGAAUCCCAACACCUGGUAAUUUUUGGUGACAAAGAGGAAGUUAACAUUCUUUAUUGGCAAUGACCUUAGAACUUGUCAUGAGACAUACUGCAUAGAAGGUGAGACUCGCAGUGUAUUCAUUCUCUUAGGUGAGAACUGCAAUGUAUUCUCACUGCAGAUUUUGGAUGUUCUUUGUAAAAAGGGAAACUUAUAAAUAGAGUUUCAGGCAUUUUAGCUACUUAAUGGCAAAUGAUAUUCAAUAGACCCAUCA